Molecule: messenger RNA, 5169 nt
Organism: Polypterus senegalus (gray bichir)
Lineage: Eukaryota; Metazoa; Chordata; Cladistia; Polypteriformes; Polypteridae
Gene: snap91a
Product: synaptosome associated protein 91a
Exons: 29
Coding region: 944-3652 (902 amino acids)
Biological process (GO): clathrin-dependent endocytosis; clathrin coat assembly; synaptic vesicle budding from presynaptic endocytic zone membrane
Cellular component (GO): synaptic vesicle; extrinsic component of presynaptic endocytic zone membrane; clathrin-coated vesicle
Molecular function (GO): 1-phosphatidylinositol binding; phosphatidylinositol-4,5-bisphosphate binding; SNARE binding
Source: RefSeq, a predicted model, not a curated record
GUCACCUGAUUCCAACCAACUAGGGGGGCAGGGGGUAUUAAAAAUACGUACACUAAAUUCUUUAAAUCAUCACCAUCGUUCACCUCGACAUCCCGCAUCAUCGUACAGAGUGAAUAGCAAAAGAGAAUUUAAAAAUAGAACCGAAAAAUACGGAUUCGAGGAAGGACAUAGGGAGGGAGGACAUGGGAGGUGUGAAAUAGCGGAGAUAUACAUUUGAAAGCCACCGCUGCGGGCUGGAAAGAGUCUAAUCCUCAAUUCUGUGAGAAGGACAUCCAGCAGCCGGCUGAGAGACAGCAGCCCACAUAACAAUUUUAUAAAAAAUCCGCUUCUACCUUGCUGCUGGCUGCUAAUACGCUGCAGAUUUUUCUGCUUUAUUAUCUUAUGCGGCGUUUCAUUGGGAGCAGCUUUUAACGGCGACAGACAGCAAAUUCAAAGAGAACUCUUACGGCGUUUUAAAAAAUAAGAUAAAAUUCUGCUACAUCACCCGAAAGGAUCUCACAGAAAGGCUGCAAUACGAAAACAGUUGUUUGCGGAGACCACAUUUAUUCUUCUUCUUUAUUCUAAGGAACGCAUCUCUGUGAAAGGCAGCUAAAGGACCACACCGGCAAAGGCUUCCACAAGGGCAGCUCCCGCAUCCGAGGACGUGAAGGUGCUAACUGCACGUCUACAACAGUCUUUUGGGGUUAUUUCAUUACUGGGAGUUCAAGAGACGUUGCAGAUUUAUGUUGAAAGGGAAAGGAUGCCAUAUUUGUAAUAUUUUAUUUUCGAUGCACAUAUUUACAUUUUAUACAAUUUUUUUCACGUAUAUAAGCCCCUAAUAUAGUUAUUAGGACGAAAGUACAUUUUUUGGAAUAAGCAUUUAUUUGACUAAACUACGUAUAUAUUUGUAUAUAUUGCUUUUCUUAGCUUAAUUGGUAGGGUAUCGAACAACCCUGGAGAGAAGAUGUCGGGCCAAACACUGACGGACCGCAUCGCUGCUGCACAGUACAGCGUAACGGGAUCGGCGGUCGCCAGGGCCGUCUGCAAAGCCACCACACACGAGGUGAUGGGACCCAAGAAGAAGCACCUGGACUAUCUUAUUCAGGCUACCAAUGAAACCAACGUUAAUAUCCCACAGAUGGCAGACACUCUGUUUGAGAGGGCAACGAAUAGCAGUUGGGUGGUCGUAUUUAAGGCCUUGGUCACAACGCAUCACAUGAUGGUCCAUGGGAAUGAGAGGUUUAUCCAGUAUUUGGCUUCUAGAAACACACUCUUUAAUCUUAGUAAUUUUUUGGACAAAAGUGGCUCACAUGGUUACGAUAUGUCAACAUUCAUCAGACGCUACAGCAGAUACUUGAAUGAGAAAGCUUUUUCAUACCGACAGAUGGCAUUCGACUUUGCAAGAGUAAAAAAGGGCAAUGAUGGUGUAAUGAGAACUAUGAAUCCAGAUAAGCUGUUAAAAGGAAUGCCGAUAUUGCAAGGACAAAUUGAUGCACUCCUAGAGUUUGAUGUCCAUCCCAAUGAACUGACAAAUGGAGUGAUAAAUGCUGGUUUCAUGCUUCUUUUUAAGGACCUUAUCAAACUGUUUGCUUGCUAUAAUGAUGGGAUUAUAAAUUUACUAGAGAAGUUCUUUGAAAUGAAAAAGGGACAAUGUAAGGAGGCUUUAGAAAUUUACAAGAGAUUUUUAACGCGGAUGACAAGGGUCUCUGAAUUUCUCAAAAUAGCUGAGCAAGUAGGAAUUGACAAAGGUGACAUUCCUGACCUCACAUAUGCUCCCAGCAGUCUCCUUGAGACCCUAGAACAGCACUUGAACACACUUGAAGGGAAAAAGACUGGGAGCAAUGAGGAGUCUUCUCCUGUCAAGGGGUCUCCACCUGACUGCACAACUUCUCCCACUUCCACUCCUGCUAAAGCUAAUGAAUCAGCUUCAGUGGUUGACCUUUUCUCAUCUCCGUCUUCUGCUGCCGCUUCAAAAAUAUCCAAACCAUCAAAUGAUCUUCUUGAUUUGCAGCCAGAUUUCUCUUCGGCACAGCCAGCUGGUGCAGCAGUCAGUGGGUGGGGAGACCUGUUGGGGGAGGACUCUCUGGUGGCUCCAGCCCCUGUAACUGCUUCUGAGACGCUACUUUCUGAUCCCUAUGCAGUAGAGGCUGCACCCUCUCCUCCUCCUCCUACUACUACUGCUACUCCUGCAGCCUCAGAGAUCACUCCUGUGACUGCUGCUGCCACGACACCUGCGGUUGCAGCAGCACCUCCUGUUCUUUCUGCUGCUGCUACUGCCAAUGUCUCUGCUGAUGUGGAUCUGUUUGGAGAUGCGUUUGCGAGCUCUCCUGUCGAAGGCCUCACAACCGCCGAAGGGGGGGUCACUGCGGAAACCCCUGUCCCUGCUGCAGCUGCGCUUGACGCAUGUGCUGGAACUGACCCCUUUGCACCAUCUGAAGGUAGUGCAGAAGUUGCUCCAGAGCUGGACCUUUUUGCUAUGAAGCCUGCCGAGAGCACCGUUCCAGUAGUUACCCCUACAAGUAGUGCAGCUCUGGCUGCUCCUGCUGCAACUCCCAGUGUCAGCAAUGCUGCUGCUGCUACUACUGUCACCACACCUGCUCCUCCUGCUCUAGAUAUCUUUGGGGAUUUAUUUGAUUCUAUGCCUGAGCAAAAUGCCUCCACAGCUCCCAAACAAGACGCUACUCCUAGCAUAGACCUAUUUGCAGCAGAUGCAUUUUCCCCUCCACCCCCUGGGGUCACCCCUGCUCCAGAGGGUACUCUGUCUGCUGACCUUUUAUCUGUGGAUGCAUUUUCUACUCCAACACCAGCUCCUGCAGCUUCUCCUGCAAAGCCAGAUGCUGCAAAUGUCCUUGAUCUCUUUGGGGAUGCUUUUGGUGGCUCUGGAGCUGAGCCUCAACCCACCACUCAGGCUGCACCAAGUUCAACUGCGUCCGCUGACCUGCUGUCUGGUUUAGGGGGUGCCUUUAUUGCUCCAAGUCCUGCUCCUGGGGCACCAGCUCCUGUUCCCAACAACCUAAUGCAGCCUAACUUUGAUGCAGCCUUUGGAUCUACAUCAGUGGCACCUGCAAACAACUCUUUUGAUUCUUCAGUUUUUGAUGGAUUAGGAGAUCUGCUAAUGCCUACAAUGACACCACAAACACCGGGAUCUCCUGCAACGGGGCUUGGUGGAAUGGGACUGCCUCCUCCAUCUAGUAAGGUCUUGGGUGGUGACCUGGACUCAUCUUUGGCUAAUCUUGUAGGAAACCUUGGAAUUGCCGGACAACAAAAGAAGGAUCUUCAAUGGAAUGCUGGUGAAAAAAGGCUUACAGGAGGUGCAAACUGGCAACCAAGGGUGGCACCAGCCACGUGGGGGGCACCGGGGGCUCAAAUGCCUUGUCCUGUUCCACCCGGAGGUGUUCCACCAGUAGGGGGCGUGCCUCCAGUUGGGGCAUCCGUACCACCGAUGGGUGCUGUUCCCCCUCAGCCUGGGUUUGGAAUGCCUCCUGCUUCAGGAGCACCCAUGAUGCCCCAGUCAUCAAUGAUGUACCCUCAGCCAAUGAUGAGACCGCCAUUUGGGGCUGCUGCAGCUCCAGGAGCACCAUUGUCUCCAAGUCCUACACCUGCAACACAGAGCCCCAAGAAGCCCCCAUCCAAAGAUCCACUAGCAGAUCUCAACAUAAAGGAUUUCUUAUAAACCCUGAAAGGUACCAUUUAAUUUGUUACUUUCUUUUUUAAUAUAUAUAGUUUUUUUUUUUUUUUUUUUUUUUUUGAUGGGACUCCAUGAAAGUGUUGGCUUGGUGUCUGCAAGUAAUCACCGAUACCCAGAUGCUCCCAGCUAGCCACCAGUACAAAUUUCCAUGCAGAUGUUUACUCCUCUGGUUGUAAAAUGUUGUAGCACAACUGUGAAAGUGAACCCUAGAAAUGUGUGCUUAUCUUGAUGUAACCCCAGUCCCACCCCACCUACCCACUGGACCAGAAAUUUGUGUCAUUAAUAUCUUUCCUUAUAAGUGUUUGCAAACUUGAACGAUGGAUGUAUGUUACUGGUGCCCGCCAGCGCGUUUACUCUUUCUGUUCUACAAUGACAGGCACUCAGCUCUUACGAUGUGGUGAGCCAUCUGGAAAAAUAUGUAUGUGUACUUGGGAACGUUUUUAAUGUAUAUAACUGGCAAAUCCUAGGAUUUUCUCUAUUCUGUAUGUCUGUUGCAAGUGUAUAGUUGUUGAACUGAUAUGAAACUGUUUAAACAGUAAUGUGACUAUAACCUUUUUUCUCUCUUAUUUUCGAUCCAGUUAAUUAGGCAACAUUUGAACAAUUUGCUGCCAGCUUAAGAAACCCAGAUCACCACCUAAUAUUUUGUUUUCUGUUUUUGGAGUUAUUUUGUGCUUAUUUUAAAUUAUUUUAUAUUUCAGUGGUUUAAUUUGUUGCAUUUAAUAUUAGCCACACAUGACCUUCUGAAAAGUUACUUUUUAUCCCUGAAAUUCUAUAUUUUAGUUAAAUCUGUUGAUUUAGAGGGAAAAAAGGCGUAUUCAUAAUUUACUUUCAGCACUAACUAACACAGUAUUUAGAAACUUUGUGUUUUGGGUGUGUAUACCACAGUCAUUGGAUUUUUCACAUUUAGGACACGAGCGAGGGUGCUUUGUCACUACCAACCAGUGGCCCAGACAGGAGGUCCUGCUGGCAGUCAUUUCCUUAAUCAGUGUAUGUUUGUUUCUUGUGUUUUUCAUUUAACUAACAGGCCUGUGAGUUGUGCUAUUUUUGUAUUAUGUAGAGCAGAUUGGUAUCUCUAUCUCCAUACCUUCAACCUCAUUUCCUCUCUGUUAAUGUACAUGUUGCAUUUUCUGUUGCUUCAGUCUUUGGUUUUCAUGCAAGCUGUGGUGGGAGUCCAGCUGAAGAUCUUUAUGCAUUAAGAGGGGGAUCACUGUUGAGCAGUGUUACUUGUGUGUUUAGGCUUGGCAGCUUUUUAGAGAAGCCGUGGAAUCAGUCUGACAGUAGCUCCUGUACACUCUGAAAUAUUACUGAAUAAUCUAUGUAUUGUACCAUUCCAAGUGACUGUAUCAGAAAUGCCGUAUGUUGUGAAAAUAUGAAACGGCGGGUGAAAAAGAAAAUAUAAUAAUAAUUUGGUUAAAAUGGCAUUUGUUUGUUUUUUUUGUUUUAUGACCCCAGUGCAUGUAUGCCCUUUGAAAUGCAAUAAAUACACUGAUCUAAAGAAACAA